Messenger RNA from Styela clava, 1217 nucleotides. The record is from RefSeq and is a predicted model, not a curated record. NCBI's taxonomy places the organism in Eukaryota, Metazoa, Chordata, Ascidiacea, Stolidobranchia, Styelidae.
UAAUAUUCCAAUAUUUUCUUAGUUUUUAGUUUUGUUACAAUUUUCAUAAAAAUGACUGCAGUAAUACCUCAGCAGCCCGACCAGGGAACUUAUACGUUUCAAAGCAAACCACAUGCUGUUCAGGGAAGAAGGAAAUACAGGCAGUUUGUCAAUGAACAAAAUGAAGGCUCUGCUCCAUAUGGGAACAUUAUGUAUGAUAGAAGAAUUGUGAGAGGGAACACUUAUGCACAACACACAUUGCCUGCCUCAGCGCAACCUGACCCGAUAGAAAUCCAACGGCAGCAAGAGAUUCGUCGUCGAGCAAUUGCAAAGAAGCGAGCAAAGGAUCAACUGCGUCCUCGAUCACCUGAGCCUGUCGAUGGUCGAAAACAUAUCGAAGUGCAAACUGAAUUGUAUCUGGAAGAACUAAGCGACAGGAUAGAAGAGGCUGACAUUGACACACAGACAGAUGCGUUCUUAGAUCGACCCCCUUCUCCACUAUUUGUUCCUGCUAAAACUGGGAAAGAUGUGGCGACACAGAUCCUUGAAGGAGAUCUGUUUGACUUUGACAUUGAAGUUAAGCCAAUACUUGAAGUUCUCGUUGGCAAAACCAUGGAACAAGCUUUGCUGGAAGUCAUGGAGGAAGAAGAGCUCGCCAACUUACGCCAACAACAGAGAGAAUUCGAAGAAUUAAGAAAUGCUGAAUUGGUGGAAAUGCAAAGACUGGAAGAACAAGAGAGAAGGCACAGCGAAGAAAAGGAAAGACGAAUGAAACAACAACGUGAAGUUUUGAAAAAAGAAAGAGAAACCGCAGAAAAGAUUGCGGCCCGUGCAUUUGCUCAGAGCUACCUUGCAGAUCUCGUACCAUCCGUGUUCAGCACAUUGAGAGAUAACGGCUAUUUCUACGACCCUGUAGAGAGAGACGUAGAGCAAGGAUUCAUGCCUUGGAUUAUGGAUGAAGUUGUGAAGAGAGUCGAUGAGACUGUCGUUGGAAGAACCAUGCUUGACAUGAUCAUCCGAGAAGUCGUCAAACAACGAGCUGAAUUAUUUGAUAAAGCUCCCCCUCUGUCUGGAGGAUCAGAUGCAUCGAAACCGGCCUCACAACAGACUGAUAAAACAAACUGAAUAGUUUUAUAAUUACUUUCUCAUCUUCCUGUAUUUGAGUUGGAAAUUUAUUGUCAUAUAUUUAUUUAAGUUGAAAUGAUUAAUUUUUCCUUGGUAGAUAUCCAGAUAAUUUA